Molecule: messenger RNA, 678 nt
Organism: Akanthomyces muscarius
Lineage: Eukaryota; Fungi; Ascomycota; Sordariomycetes; Hypocreales; Cordycipitaceae
Exons: 5
Coding region: 1-678 (225 amino acids)
Biological process (GO): sterol biosynthetic process
Cellular component (GO): endoplasmic reticulum; membrane
Molecular function (GO): cholestenol delta-isomerase activity; C-8 sterol isomerase activity; steroid Delta-isomerase activity
Source: RefSeq, a predicted model, not a curated record
AUGGCAUCGCACCCAUAUUACCCUCUCGAUGCCGUUCUGCCGGGCUACGAGCCCAACGCCGUUGCCCUGCCCACGGUGCUGGCGCUCUUUGGCGGCAUCACGGGAGCCGUCGUCUUCAUCACCUACGCGAUAGCCUCGCGGCGCCAGCCAGCGCUUCGCUCGCUAGAUUGCUUCGCGACCGCUUGGUUUGCACUCUGCGCAUUCCUUCACCUCUGCUUUGAAGGCUACUUCAUUUAUUUCAAAGGCGGCAUUGUCAGCCAGAACACCCUGUUCGCUAUGCUGUGGAAAGAAUACGCCCUCUCCGAUUCUCGCUACCUCACUAGAGACCUAUUCACCCUCUGCAUCGAGACCAUCACCGUCUUUGCCUGGGGGCCCCUCUCGCUCUUCACCGCGCUGGCCAUCAUUUUCAACUCGCCCAGUCGUCACUUUCUCCAAGUCCUCAUCUGCAUGGCGCACCUCUACGGCGUCCUGCUCUACUACAGCACCAACUGGGUCGACUACCGCUUCAGCGGCAUCUCGUACAGCCGGCCCGAGUUCCUCUACUACUGGGUCUACUACGUCGGCUUCAACGCGCCCUGGUUCUUCGUACCUCUCGGUCUACUUUACGAUAGUUGGUCCCAUAUCACCAGCGCAAUCAUGUUCCAAAGAGACGCGCGGCUUGCCGCUAAGAAGCAGUAA